This is a messenger RNA of Colius striatus (speckled mousebird), 1741 nucleotides long. It is a transcript of the gene SSX2IP, whose product is annotated as SSX family member 2 interacting protein. The transcript is spliced from 12 exons. The record is from RefSeq and is a predicted model, not a curated record. NCBI's taxonomy places the organism in Eukaryota, Metazoa, Chordata, Aves, Coliiformes, Coliidae. Bases 46 to 1563 code for a protein of 505 amino acids.
AAUAUUUUUCAGUAUACCUCAGAAAAAAGGAUUUCUUCCCCAAGCAUGAACUCACAAGUGCUACGCUUGCCACUGCCUUCAUCCAAAAGCACACACAGCUUUUUCAGUGCCUUCUGCACAGAAGAGAAUAUUGAACAGAGUAUAUCCUAUCUCAAUAGGGAACUGACAACACUGGGCUUUCCUUCUAUUUAUGUGGAGUCCAAAGGAAAAGAAUUAAAUUUAAUAUCUAUCAUAAAUAGCAUGAAUGAAUUGCUUGUACUGCAGCACAAGCAUCUUCGCGCUCAGGAAGAAGUAGAAAUGCAGCAUCUGAAACUGGGUAGUGAUAUGGAUCACUUACAGAACUGCUAUGCUAAAUUAAAGGAGCAGUUGGAAUUAUCUAAAAGGGAAAUAGUUGGACUUCAGGAAAGAGACAGACAACUGCAAAGCAAGAACAGAAGUUUGAACCAGUUACUUAAAAAUGAAAAGGAUGAAGUACAGAAGUUGCAGAACAUAAUUUCAAGUAGAGCUACACAGUACAAUCAUGACAUGAAGAGGAAAGAGAGAGAGUAUAAUAAAUUAAAGGAACGCUUACAUCAAUUGGUCAUGAAUAAAAAGGACAAAAAGAUAGCUAUGGAAGUUCUAAAUUAUGUUGGUAGAGCUGAUGGGAAGAGAGGUGCGUGGAGGACUGAUAAGACAGAAGCCAGAAAUGAAGAAGAAAUGUACAAAGUUCUGUUAAGUGAUUAUGAACAACGACAAAAACAGCUGCUAGUGGAAAAUGCAGAGCUGAAAAAAGUUCUUCAACAAAUGAAGAAGGACAUUAUUUCACUUCUCCCACCACAGAAACAGAAACCUAAAGAAAGGUCUGAAGACGGGCCAGUGCUAUCAGACCUGGAGGAAGAUGUUGGAGAGUUAAAUAAAGAGAAUAUGUGGGAACUGUCUUGUGAAACUGUGCGGGAGCAGCUCACCAACAGCAUUAGAAAACAAUGGAGAAUUUUGAAAAAUCAUGUUGAAAAGCUGGAUAACCAAGUGUCUCGUGUACAUUCAGGAGCUUUGAAUGAAAAAGAUGUCAUUUCAAGAGAAGACCAUGAGCUGGAAACUGAAAAGCUAGAGUUAGAGAUUCAGCAGUGUAAGGAAAUGAUCAAAACUCAGCAACAGCUCUUACAGCAGCAGCUGAUGUCUCCAUGUGAUGAUGACACCACUCUGUUACUCCAGGACUGCUAUUUGUUGGAAGAAAGAGAGCGUCUUCAGGAAGAAUGGAGACUAUUUCGUGAACAAAAAAAGAACUUUGAGAAGGAACGAAGAAGUUUUACAGAAGCUGCUAUUAGAUUAGGACUUGAGAGAAAGGCAUUUGAAGAAGACAGAGGAGCAUGGCUGAAGCAACAGUUCUUAAGUUCUGACCAGGACAAUCGGUUAGUGAAAUCUGCAUCUCAGCAAAGAAAACUUCACUGUGUGAAUGGUCCCAUUUCAGCAGAACCUUGCCAGAUAUCUCAGUAUAUUACAUGUAACAGUGCUGCAUCAAAAAACCCUGCUGGAGUUAGCAAGCCAAAGCAGUGGGUGCAAAGUGAUGAAGAGGAAGUAGAGUAAUGCACAAAAUCAUGGGAAGACUCGAGUUGGCACUCUGCUGUGUAGAAACUUGCACAUAGAACAACUGCCUUAGAUUUCCUAGGGUUGCCUGCUGGGUUUUUUUGUUAGAGAUUCAUUUAUAAAUUUACAUUUUUAAAGUGAAACUGAACGCUGUGAGCUUGAGCAUUCUCCUAGAGGA